CUCGCGUACCCUGCAAAAGUUGUUUCUUUUCACAAUGUGCGGGUAGCAACAUCAAAAUCAGCCAAUCAGAAACUCGUCCAUUUUGGAACAAAAUCGGCUCCCCAGUUGUCAGGUCUUGUCUUAGGAAAAGGGGAACAGAGCUUCUUUGAAAAACAGCUGAAUCGUGAGUUAAUAUGGACUCUAGUGUGGAAGAGAAUGAGGAGGAACAAAAUAUAUUUUGCAACAUUAUUGCGGCGUUCAAAUGUUACAGGUAGAAAACUGCUCUGGAAAGUGUCAAUCGCCGGGAAGCUUAUGUCAAUUCACUGCCCAAAAACCAUCAGGAAAUGUUGACAAAAUACCGAGAACUCUUACAAAAGCUCCGGUGUUGUAUAGAGGCUAAUGAUAAUGUUAUCAAGCACAUUGUGCAGGACGCGGAUUGUUUAUUCUACAAUGAUUCAGAUAAUCUAUUCCAAUCCUCCAAUCUCAAACCAUUAACUAUGCCUAAAGUUCGGCCUCAGGACAUUCAGAAGGUUCAGGUGACACUCAAACAGAUUUUUCGCGACUGGAGCAUAGAAGGACAAUCUGAAAGGAAUCAGUGCUACAAACCUAUAAUCGACGAAAUAACCACGGUUUUCAGUCCUCUAAAAUGUAACGUUGAAGAUAUAAAAAUUCUAGUUCCAGGUGCUGGACUUGGUCGACUUGUUUAUGAAAUCGCUUGUCGAGGAUACUAUUGCGAAGGAAACGAAUUCUCAUUAUUUAUGCUAAUAGCUUCAAAUUUUGUUUUGAAUAGAUGCAUUGUGGAGAAUCAAUGUACGUUUUAUCCUUGGGUUCAUCAAUAUGUAAACAAUCUUUGCAGAAACAAUCAAAUUAAGUCUGUUACGUUUCCUGAUGUAAGCCCAACAAAAUUUCCACCAAAAGGAACCAUGAAUAUGGUUGCAGGUGAUUUUUUACAGGUAUACAAAGAUUUGAAUUACUGGGAUUGCAUUGCUACUUGUUUUUUCAUCGACUGCGCCAACAAUAUUAUUGAGUUUGUAGAACUUAUUUACAGCAUUCUCAAGCCUGGUGGGAUUUGGAUCAAUUUGGGUCCACUUUUGUAUCAUUUUAGUGACAUUAUACACGAAAAUAGCAUUGAACCAACUUAUGAGGAUAUAAUGAUUAUUGUUAUAUCAUGCGGCUUCAAAAUUUUGAAAAAUAGGGCUGAUGUACCUUCUAAAUACGCUCAAAAUCCUACCUCUAUGCACCAAAGUGAGUACAAUAGCAUAUACCUGGUUUGUGAGAAACCAGACAGCGUUCCUAUUGAAAUGAAGAAAUAGAUAAUGCGUCAAAGAUCUUGGUUUCUUACUUGUUGAGCAGUUAUUAUUUAAACAGCAUAUUAACUACAUUGUUGCGACUGCUUCUCGCUGCUUGGGAUUCGUAUUUAAAAUGGUUAAGCACUUUACUGAUUUGUAUUGCCUAAAGUCCCUAUACUAUUCACUAGUUCGUUCUACUCUGGAAUAUUGCUCAGUAGUCUGGAACCCUAUUUACCUCAAUGGAACUCAUAUAAUAGAGUCGACACAACGUAGAUUCGUUCGUUUUGUUCUUCGCAGAUUACCUUGGAAUAAUCUAUAUCAACUGCCGAGCUAUCGUGGAUAACUGAUUGGUCUUGACACACUACAAGUACGACGAGAGCUUUGAUCAUAGCAGAUGUUUUGAAUGAUAGGUUUGACUGUUCCGCAUUGCUCUGCAGAGUUAUUAGCAAUGUUCGUCCUCGUGCUCUCCGUAACAACGCCUUUCUUCGACUAACUCCAAUCGACAUAUAAUGUUGUUUACAUCCAGUUUUAUAAAGAUUUGAAGCAAUUCAAUUCGCAAAAGACAAUAACAAUGUUCACUAUGUGGAGCACGAAAAAAAUAGGCUUACAAAGAUCGUUAAUUCGAGUAUCACCUGGAUUUGACUUCAAUCUUCCACGCAAAACAAUACAACCCAAUUUUUAACUUAGUAUUAAAAAAUAUCAUCAGGACUACAAUGUGCCAGUUGAUUGUACAAUAAUAAACCACAAUAGUUACUUGAAA
Molecule: messenger RNA, 2028 nt
Organism: Malaya genurostris
Lineage: Eukaryota; Metazoa; Arthropoda; Insecta; Diptera; Culicidae
Product: carnosine N-methyltransferase
Exons: 7
Coding region: 324-1292 (322 amino acids)
Molecular function (GO): S-adenosylmethionine-dependent methyltransferase activity
Source: RefSeq, a predicted model, not a curated record